Molecule: messenger RNA, 1634 nt
Organism: Physcomitrium patens
Lineage: Eukaryota; Viridiplantae; Streptophyta; Bryopsida; Funariales; Funariaceae
Source: RefSeq, a predicted model, not a curated record
CCCCCCCCCCAUUUGAAUUUGAAUAUGGCUUUCCUGGCGCAGGUGUUUUUGCAGAGAUUGCGACUGCAACAUCGAAUUCAAGUGAUCGGCGGGGUAUUUGUGCGUGGAUUAUUUUAUUUGAAUGUGUUCGAAGCGUUCAGUCGAUUGUUGGUUUUUGAAAUGGUGGGUUUCUUGGUAAUUUGCAUUUGCAGUCGCUGUGUUUUUUGUUUCACGUUGUUUUUGCAAGGAGGCCGUUGACACACGAAGGCAGAGAUGAAGUUUUUCUCUGUUUUGCGGAACCCGCGCUGGUGCCAUUUUCGUAUACCGUUGGAGUUUUUAGAAGUUGUGAGGUAGUGCGGUGAGGGUUUGUAUUCGCAGGCGUUGAUCGUAGUGGAACUCCAGAAUCUCGUGAGGUAAAGGAAGAUAGUUGGUUCUUAUUUCAUAUCUUUAGUGGAGAAUGUCCCAAGGAGCCAUUAUGGAGAAGCUCCCGCUCACGCUUUGUAUGGAGCGUGGCCCAGGCGAAGGUAAGAGCUUUCUCGCGACGCACCUGAAGCGCAUCACCAUUGGGCGGACGCGUACAAACAAUUACCCAAUCAAGGAUCCCACGGUCUCUCAGAAGCAUGCAUUCAUCGAGUGGCAGGUUGACCACUGGGUAAUCGUGGACAUAGGGAGUUCCAACGGGACGGACGUGAAUGGGCAUAUACUUGUGGAGCAACAGCCGAUGCGGCUUCAGAACGGUGACCUGAUUAGGGUGGGGGAAGCCAUUAAGAUCAGAGUACAGAUUGAGGAGGAGGAACUGGACGAGGAGGAACUGGAGACGGAAGUGGAAGAGGACGAGGACGUAGAGCAAGGCAUAACGGUCGAGGAGUGGUUCGAGCAGGAGAGGCUGCGUAUCGUGAAAACUGUACAGGCCAGAGCUGAUGCUACCAUCUUGGAGAUGAAGCAAAGUGCGGAGCAGUUGAAAAAAAUGUUCAGAGAACACGCAGGUGUAGAGUAGAUUUCUAGUGUUUUCACAACGGUGCCAUUACAACAUUCCUUGCCAGGCGUGACCCUGGAUGGGGAGCUUCUGGGUGUAUUCUACGACAUUGUGGCUGCCAGAGAAACUUUUCCCUCAAUUUAUUGCCGAAGAUUGAUCCUAAGCUUAGACGCACCCCUGUGUCAAAUGUACGAUUCUCAGAAACACGGAUCAAACUCACUGGGAGCUUCUCUUGAUAAGCGGCUUGACGAAAUGUAACUCGCUGAUUCCUAUUCUCGUCAAAUCACAAUUCCUUCUGUAGAUACCGGUGUAGGGGAAGUUCUCAGACUGACUGUUGACAGUAGAAACUUGCCACCAGUGCCUUCUGUGAUGUUCUCUUCUUUUCAUACUAAUUCUGAAUAAUGAGUAUAGCCAUGACCAUUGCUUGCGGAAAUUUCUGCUAGAGAGAGAAAGUCUUGGGAGGCUCUGGUUCAUGCUGUCUAUCAUCAGUAGCGUCUACAAAGAACCUGCAUACGUGGUUGAGCAUCACGGCAUCGCUUUUUAACUCGGACAGUCGUCGAGGUAGGUGUUGAGAGAAGCUCUUAAUUCUAUUGAGAUGAGUGAGGUAGUUUACACCUUACGAAACUAAUUUCGAUCACUUUGUACCUCUGGAUCUAUAAACUCUCCUUUUAGUUGCGUA